This is a messenger RNA of Erigeron canadensis, 1314 nucleotides long. RefSeq lists its product as uncharacterized. The record is from RefSeq and is a predicted model, not a curated record. NCBI's taxonomy places the organism in Eukaryota, Viridiplantae, Streptophyta, Magnoliopsida, Asterales, Asteraceae. Gene Ontology annotation, molecular function: catalytic activity. The coding region runs from base 1 to 1314 and encodes 437 amino acids. The transcript has a single exon.
AUGAAACUGAAAAGUUCAUGGGUAGUGGAGCACAACCUAAGGGAAAUUCUGAGGGGGCAGGCACUCCCGGUAAUGGGGUUUCCAAUGGGUAGUAUCGCAACUUGGAACAUUAGGGGGUUGAACCGCCCUCUCAAACAAAAAGAGGUUCGUCAAGUGGUCAAUGAAAACCACUUGAAUGUAUGUGCUAUCAUCGAAUCACAUAUGGAUGUUUCUAAAUUGUUUGAUGCAUGUAAAAAGAUUUGUAGGAAUUGGGAUUGGACAUCCAAUGGGGGGCUAUGCAGUAAAGGUACCCGCAUUAUUGUUGGAUGGAAUUCGGAUUUGGUUGAUGUAAUGGUGUUGGCUCAAUCAAAUCAGGUUAUUCAUACACAAAUCACUUAUAAAGUUGAUUCAAAAUCAUUAUUUUGCUCUUUCGUUUAUGCUGAUAACUAUUACAAAAAUAGAAGAGAACUUUGGCAAAAUUUAGGUACACACAAAGAGUUUGUUCGUGGAAAACCAUGGAUCGUUCUUGGGGAUUUUAACUCUUCUUUAAACUUGGAAGAUAGUUACCUUGGGACAUCAUCAGUUCACAUUGGAAUGCGUGAAUUUAAGGAAUGUGUUGAAGAUAUUGAAGUUAUGGAUAUCAAAGGGACUAGUUUGCAUUACACUUGGAAUCAGAAACCAAAAAAAGGCGUCGGAAUCCUUAAAAAGAUUGACAGGGUCAUAGGUAAUGUUCAUUUUGUUGAAGAUUUUCCUGCCUCACAUGCAAUAUUUCAACCUUACAGGGUCUCUGAUCAUUCUCCAUGUGUUGUGAAGUUACUAUCGGUUACAAGAGACCGACCAAAACCUUUCAAGUUUGCUAACUUUCUUGUAACGAAAAAUGGCUUUAGAGAAGCUGUUAAUGUUGUAUGGUCCAAACAAAUAGAUGGUCACAAAAUGUUCCAAGUUGUUAAGAAGCUCAGGGAACUUAAAUCCCCUCUUCGAAAGUUACUGUUCUCUCAAGGAAAUCUUCAACAGCGUGUAAUGAAGCUUAGAAAUGACUUGGAUGCUGCUCAGCAAGCAAUUGAUAAUGAUCCAUCUAAUAUGGAGCUUAGAGGGGCUGAGUCAAAGUGCCUUAAAGCUUAUGAGGAGGCUUUACUGGAUGAAAAGAGCUUUUUGAAGCAGAAGUCAAAAAUUGAUUGGUUACAGGUUGGUGACACUAAUUCCAAAUAUUUCCAUAAUGUUGUUAAAUGUAAAAAUCAUAGGAGCAGGGUGGAAAGGAUUACGGAUGUUAUUGGUGUAACUCAUGAAGGAGGGGCGGUUGCAGUGCUAUUACACGUCACUAUAAUAACUUUCUAG